AUGAAUAAUCAUAGUACUUAAAUUGAGAUAUUACCAAAAUUGAUUACUAAUCAGCAAAAACUGCUAGAUCCCAAUCACAUAAGAAAUACAUAAUAGCGUCAUUCUUAGUAUCUAAAUUAGUAUAAUCUUUAUAGGAAUGAAUCAAAGAUCUUGCCUCAUUUAGAAAGGAGAUCUGUGAUUUAGGGUAACUCCAAGUAAAUGGCAGUUUAAAGUAUAAAUCGAAUAUCUAAAUAAAGGAUUUAUGUAUAGUUUCGAUUACAAUACGAGAAACUUUGGAACAUCUUGCGAUAGAGGUUUCUAGGGAUUAUCUAGUUAUCACCUAUCAUAAAAAUUUGGACAUAUAGGCACUAGAUUAUAGCCAGUUGAGAAAAACAUUGUUGCUGAUUUGACUGAUGGAGAAGAUGUGGAAGAAGUAAAAAAAGAUGAAAGGUUGUUUUAUAAGAAAAUAUAUAAAUUUAAUUAAAUGCCUGUGUUAGCAUUGAUCAAAUCAUUUGAAAUAGAUUGGAUCAAGGAGAAAGAUGACCAGGUUAAUAGAAAAUUAUCGAAGAGUCUAAUUUUAAAUUUUUAUACAACUUUACAAAUUCUAAAUACUCAUCAAGAUUACAUCGGAUUUUUUAUCAAAAAUUUAUAACUUUUAGAAUUGAAUACUGUAGCCUUGAAACAUAAAGGAUUACAUUAGUUAAAAACUAAAGUUAGUAAAUUUUCAAACGAAGAAUUUCAAGUACCUUUUUCAAUUGUAUCAAAUCAAACUGGAUAAGGAUAUUUUAAAAUUCAUCAUCCAAAACUGGAAAUUUAUUUUUAAGAUUAUCAAUAUGUUUAAAUUAUAUCAUUGUCCCCAUAGAAGUUAUAUGAAUUGGUUAAUAAUAAUUUCUUUUAAGUUGCUGAAAUAGUUUCAGAGAUAAAUGUUGAUUUUACAUUACUUAAAAAUAAAUUAUUCUAAUAAAUAGAAAACUAAGUUAAAGUAGAAUAAAAAAUUGAAUAGAAAGUGCAAAUUUAAUAGUAAAAUUCUUAAUAAAUCUCAAUACCAUAAAAAAUAGAAUCCUAAUAAAGAGUAUUAGUCACCAAACCAACAAUCCCAGAUUUAGCAAUAAUAAUAAAUGAAAGUAAGGAUAUCUAUAAAUAUAGAAAAAAGUGAAUUUCCUCAAAAGAUUUUGAGUAAGAGAAUGAUUAAAUGUGUUGCUUAAAAGGAUCCAAAAACUUAUUAUUGUGUAGAUUUUUUACCAAUCUAAUUUCUAAUUAAAGAAAAAGUGUCAUAAAAAACUGUUAAAUUGUAUUCUCCAAGCUUUCAGGAAUUUAAUGAAUUUCUAACCUAAUUAGGAUCAAAAAAUGUGAAAUAAGUUGUAGAUGAAUAUUUAAUUACUACAUUUGAUCUUUAACCAGAGGAUUUUGAUUACAAAGAAUUUAAGAAAGGAACAUAGAUUAGUAUUAAUUUUCCAACAUUCUCAGAAUAAAAUCUAGAAAUAACUGAAGAACAUCUUAAUAAUGGAUUACUCUCUAUCUUCAUGAAAUAAAUUGAGAUAAAUAACAAAGAUUUAUAAAUUAUCAUGGAGUAAUGAAAUUUUACAAAUAUUUAGACCUUGUUCCUUUGGAAUUUAUAAUCAAUUAACUUGUACGACUGAGAGAAGAACUUGCACAUCCAAAGAAAUAACUAAUAUAUUGUAGAAAAAAUACUAAGUAAAAUUUUAACUUAUAUGA
Molecule: messenger RNA, 1695 nt
Organism: Paramecium octaurelia
Lineage: Eukaryota; Ciliophora; Oligohymenophorea; Peniculida; Parameciidae
Source: the annotation of a GenBank genome assembly